This is a messenger RNA of Arctia plantaginis, 1476 nucleotides long. The record is from the annotation of a GenBank genome assembly. NCBI's taxonomy places the organism in Eukaryota, Metazoa, Arthropoda, Insecta, Lepidoptera, Erebidae.
AUGGAGGCGUGGAUCACUCCCUUCACGAAACAAUGCAUAGUGACAGCCGGCGUGGCGAUCAACGUGGGCCAGUACGGGCUGGUGAUGGCCUACACCGCGAUACUCCUGCCGCAGCUUAGGACUGGACGCAUAAUUCCUAUAGACGAAAUCACCGGCUCGUGGAUAGCGGCCGUUCCAGGAUUUACACUUUUCCUGGGAAAUGUGACAGUACCCGUUAUUAUGGGCAAAUGCGGCAGGAAGGUGGCCAACACUCUGAGCGUAAUCUUCGUCAUCGUCGGUUGGCUCUGCAUCGUCUUAGCACAAAACGUUACUUACCUCAUCAUCGGUAGACUACUGCAAGGCUUAUCUAUGGGCAUGAGCACAUCACUCGGCCCUAUAUUGAUUGGAGAAUACAGCAGCCCCAAAGACCGAGGGCAGUUCCUCUCAACAAUAGGGCUUUCAACGUCCAUUAUGACUUUCCUGGCUCACGCUCUGGGCUCUUACACAACGUGGGAUACGACCGCGGUUGUCUGCUCUGUUAUAUCACUCCUAGACCUGGUAAUAGUCCUGUACUCCCCGGAGUCGCCGAGCUGGUUAGCUGAGCAAGGAAGAUAUGACAAAUGCACAAAAGCAUUUCACUGUUUAAGAGGAGAUACUGACGAGGAAGAUGAAUUAAGGAAAAUGAUUGAAAUGAAUGAAAUAGCUAGGUUGUCGAAGAUCGAGUCCAAUUCCACAAAUGCUACGUUCAAAAUAACACUGAAAAAGUGUUUCGAGUCAUUCAUAUCCACCGUACAGAAGAAAGAGUUCUAUAAACCUAUUUUGAUAAUGAUCCACAUGUAUAUGAUAGCGCACUGGGGUGGCAUUAAUCUCUUAUCGGCUUAUUCGUUCGAUGCGUUCCAUCACGUGAUAGGAGACAGCCAACACGACCUUGUGAUGGUGAUCACACUGGACAUUCAAAGGAUUAUUUCAAAUGUUGUCGGUCUGUUCUUGAUGCGAAAACUGAAGCGACGCACGAUGCUAUUCGCGGCGACGCUCCUUAACAUCGCGGCGCUGGUAGUGACCGCGGUCUACUCUUACCUGAAGGUGAACGGCCUGCUAGACUACGACGACGCCAUGUUUGGAGCCUUUCUACUUCACGUCCACACGUUCUCAGUAGUGGCAGGGUCAUUCCCGUUGCCGAUGGUGAUCUCGGGUGAAAUAUUCCCAAUGAGAUACAGAAGCCUGGCGAGUGGGCUCAGCGCGAUAGUCUACUCGUUAAAUUUCUUCGUGACCGUCAAGACAGUGCACGUUAUGUUGAGAACGGUGCAUCUUUACGGCACUUACUUUAUUUACGCAGGUGUGCUUGUGUACUGUUUAGUCAUGGCGUGGUUCUUCUUGCCGGAGACAAAGGACAGAACGUUACAAGAUAUAGAAGAGGAGUUCAAGGCAAAGAAGAAGAACACAGAUGAUCUCAGUACCGCACAGCCGCUCCGACCUCUGAAUGGGACUACGAAAUAG